Messenger RNA from Sporisorium graminicola, 1620 nucleotides. RefSeq lists its product as uncharacterized. The coding region runs from base 1 to 1620 and encodes 539 amino acids. Lineage: Eukaryota; Fungi; Basidiomycota; Ustilaginomycetes; Ustilaginales; Ustilaginaceae. Gene Ontology annotation, molecular function: serine-type endopeptidase activity. The transcript has a single exon. The record is from RefSeq and is a predicted model, not a curated record. Gene Ontology annotation, biological process: proteolysis.
AUGUACGCCAAACGCUACUUGGGCCUCUUGGCUCUGGCUCUCAGCCUCCCCCUCGCAGCCCUCGCUGCUCCCGCUCACCAGCCUUUCGUUCCCGGUUCGAGCGCAAACGCAUACUCGCCCUCCACUCAGUUUGCUCCUCUCACCGCAAACCCUGAGCUCGAGACCAUCCCUGGCGCCUACAUGGUCGUCCUCAAGGAUGGUGUCAGCUCCUCCGACUUCUUUGCUCACCAGAGCCUCAUCUCGUCUGCCCAGCUCAGUGCAAACAGCUUCCACGGCGAAGACGCUCAGGGUAUUCGCCACGUUUACGAUCUCGAGGGCCACCUCCAGGGUUACGCCGGCAAGUUCACCGAUGACGUCCUCGACUACAUUCGUGCUCAGCCCGAGGUCGAGUACGUCGAGAUGGACACGCUCGUCUCCGUAGAGGUUAUGCCUCAGACCGAGGACAAGACCUGGGACGUCGAGUACGACCAGGACCUUGCUGUCGCCGCUCAAUCGGCCAUGAGCACCGCCAAGCUCGGCGCCUACGACGUCGAGAAGGGCGCUCCUUGGGGUCUCGCCCGUAUCUCGCACCGCAAGCGUCUUGGCCUCAGCACCUUCAACAAGUACGUCUACCAGGGCGAUGGUGGCGAGGGUGUCACCGCCUACGUUAUUGACACUGGUAUCAACAUCAAGCACGUCGAAUUCGAGGGUCGUGCCCGCUGGGGUAAGACCAUGCCUCAGAACGACGUCAACGAGGACGGCAACGGUCACGGCACCCACUGUGCCGGUACCAUCGGCUCGCGCAAGUACGGUGUGGCCAAGAAGGCCGAGCUCGUCGCCGUCAAGGUGCUCGGCUCCGGCGGCUCGGGCUCCAUGUCGGACGUGACCGGUGGUGUCCUCUGGGCCGUCGAAGAUGCCAAGAAGCUCUCCGCUCAGUUCCGCGCCAACCCGCACUCCGCUGCCGCCAAGAAGCACAAGGGCUUCGUCGCCAACAUGUCGCUCGGCGGUGGCAAGUCGCCCACCCUCGACAAGGCCGUCAACGGUGCCGUCACCAGCGGCAUGCACUUUGGUGUCGCCGCCGGUAACGAGAACCAGGACGCUUGCAACGUCUCGCCCGCCGGUGCCACUAACCCCGUUACCGUCGGUGCCUCGACCGUCCAGGAUGAGCGCGCCUACUUCUCCAACAAGGGCAAGUGCGUCGACAUCUUUGCUCCCGGUCUCAACAUCCUCUCCACCUGGAACACCGGCAACACCUCGGUCAACACCAUCUCGGGUACCUCGAUGGCCAGCCCUCACAUUGUUGGUCUGCUCGCGUACCUCCUCUCCAUCUACGGCACUAAUGACUUUAAGCUGCUUACCACGGGUGCUGAGCAGCUCUCGAUUGCCGGCGUUGAGGAUUCGCUUGCUUCCAAGCUUGCUGGUGUGAUGCCCAUCCCCGCCAUGGCUCUCGACCUCGUCAGCAGCGUCGCUGGCUACUUCACUGGUGCUGCCGACGCUGCUAAGCCCGACAUCGACGGUGUUCUGUCCCCCGACCAGCUCAAGAAGGCGCUCGUGAAGCUUGCCUCGUCCGGUGUCCUCACCGGCCUUGACUCGGACACGGUCAACAAGCUUGCUUUCAACAACGCCACCGCGGCCGCUUGA